CUCUCUCCCUCCGUCUCUCCUCGGCGGGGCAAUUCGGAACUAGUACACCUUCGGUGGUGAGAUUGGCUAUUCAGGUGGAGGGCAAUGGAGAGCGAAGAGGAUGCAGUGAAGAAAGAACGGGUAGUGGAAGCUCGAGCUAGAAACAUUAGUCAUAAUGUGAGGUGUACGGAAUGUGGGAGUCAGUCCAUUGAAGAUUCUCAAGCUGACAUUGCCAUUUUGCUCAGAAAGCUAAUUCGGGAUGAAAUCCGGUCUGGUAAAACUGACAAAGACAUCUACAAAAAGCUUGAGGACGAUUUUGGUGAGACGGUGCUUUACGCACCAAAAUUUGAUAUGCAGACUGCUGCUUUGUGGUUGUCUCCGAUUUUAGCUGCGGCUGCUGCUGGAGGCAUAUGGGCUUAUCAAAGGCAUAGACAAAAAACAAAUGUGCACAUUAUGGCUCUGAACCUAGUUAGAGGAGUUCCAUUGACCCCAAAGGAGAAAGAAACUAUGCUCGAUGUUCUCACACCACCCCCUCCCGAAGGAAUCACUUCUUCCUUUUGGUGGAGGAGGUGGGUUGGUCGAUGAAGUUUCUCGCCUGCAUCACAUUCACUAGAUGUGCUGAACUCCUCGGACUUGAAUUAUCACAUUACCCGGAGCUGGCAACUAACUAAUAUGCAUGCAGGAGAAAUGGUCCCUGGCCAAAGUUUCCACUGACUUGUUUCGAGAUUAGGAGAAGUAUUUUGAUUUGUCAAGUUAGUGAAAGUGUUGGAGUUAACUGGUUGUAUAUGAAAUGUAUUUGGUACCAUACAAACUUAGCUGAUGGUUAUGCUAAUCAUGUGUGUCAUUGCCAUUUGAGCUGUUAACAUUUGUGAUUCUUAAAUUAAAGGUUGCAGGAUUGAUUCUAGUGAAAUACGUUCAAGCA
Coffea eugenioides is the source of this 901-nucleotide messenger RNA. RefSeq names its product cytochrome c-type biogenesis CcmH-like mitochondrial protein. Bases 85 to 564 code for a protein of 159 amino acids. NCBI's taxonomy places the organism in Eukaryota, Viridiplantae, Streptophyta, Magnoliopsida, Gentianales, Rubiaceae. The transcript has 4 exons. The record is from RefSeq and is a predicted model, not a curated record.